This is a messenger RNA of Cyphellophora attinorum, 1587 nucleotides long. RefSeq names its product putative amino-acid permease. Gene Ontology annotation, biological process: transmembrane transport. Lineage: Eukaryota; Fungi; Ascomycota; Eurotiomycetes; Chaetothyriales; Cyphellophoraceae. The transcript has 4 exons. The coding region runs from base 1 to 1587 and encodes 528 amino acids. Gene Ontology annotation, cellular component: membrane. Gene Ontology annotation, molecular function: transmembrane transporter activity. The record is from RefSeq and is a predicted model, not a curated record.
AUGGCGCUCACAAAGGGCGACAGUCUGACCUCCACGACGGAGCAGGUGCCCAUAGAUCCUGAAAAUGUCAAUUUGUCAGAGGAAAAGAAGGGCACGGCGAAGGAUCAGAAGGACAUGUGGCGGAUGGGAAAGGCGCAGGAGAUGAGGCGCAACUUUCGAUUCGUGUCAAUUCUUGGGUUCACCAUGUUGGUGAUGUGCUCGUGGGAGACAAUGCUAGGAACUUCGAUUAUCGGCCUUAUCAAUGGAGGCACUGCUGGUCUCAUCUGGCUCUUCCUGGUUUGCUGGGUAUCAUUCAUGGCCGUCAACACAUCCAUGGCCGAAAUGGCAUCCAUGGCACCAACGUCCGGCGGCCAAUACCACUGGGUGAGCGAAUUCUCGCCCCGGAAGUACCAAAAGUUCCUCAGCUUCAUCACUGGUUGGCUCUGCGUCUUGGGCUGGCAAACCGGUGCUGCGAACACGGCCUUCCUGGCUGGCACACAGAUCCAAGGACUCAUCAUCCUCUACAACCCGACAUAUGUGCCCGAAAGGUGGCAUGGGACACUGUUGACCUUUGCUGUGGCCCUGUUUUCCGUCGUAUUCAACACGUUCUUGGUCAAGAAACUGCCUAUGGUCGAGGGCAUUGUUCUUAUCAUCCACGUCUUCGGCUUCUUCGCCGUCCUCGUCACACUCUGGGUGCUCGGUCCACGGGGUAACGCAUCAGAGGUCUUCACAACCUUCAACAACUACGGCGGCUGGAGCAGCGACGGCCUUUCGGCGAUGGUCGGCAUACUGGCUGUCAUGAUUCCCUUGCUGGGCGCAGAUGGCGCGGUCCACAUGUCUGAAGAACUUCGGGACGCCGCUCGAGUGCUUCCCAAGGCCAUGAUCGCCACUACAUUCUUCAACGGGUUGAUGGGAUUUGUGACAAUCAUUACGUUCUGCAUGGUCUUGGGCGACCUGGACACUGUCAUUGCCACCCCGACCUUCCAGCCUUACAUUCAAGUCUUCUACGAUGUCACCCAGAGCUACGUCGGUGCCUCCUUCCUCAGCGCUCUCGUCAUCAUCAUGGCCAUGUUCUGCAAUCUGUCCAUCACAGCUACCGCCUCUCGACAACUGUUCGCCUUCGCUCGCGAUCAGGGCGUACCAUACGCAAAGUUCUUCGCAUACGUCCGGCCUGGAUGGGAUGUCCCGAUGAACUCGAUCAUCGUCUCCUUCGUCGUCUCGUGUCUGCUGUCCCUCAUCAAUAUCGGCAGCACGAUUGCUCUGAACAACAUUACAUCGCUCUCGCUUUGCGCCAUCCUAUCGUCCUACAUCAUCUCAAUCUCCCUAGUCCUCUGGCGCCGCCUCUUCAACCUCCCACUCCUGCCAGCACCCUUCACACUCUCCAAGCCCGUCGGCAUCCUCCUCAACGUCUGGUCGCUCGCUUUCCUGUGGAUCGCAUUCAUCUUCAGCUUCUUCCCCGGCACAUAUAACCCGACUGUGGCGCAGAUGAACUGGGCGUGCUUGAUCUACGGCGCCACGAUGAUCUUUGCACUCUUGCAUUACUACCUGCCUGGUGGUGCAAGGACUGUCUACGAUGGGCCGGUGGAGUAUGUGCGGAAGAUGCAGUGA